GACAUCAUGGCUGCCAAGAAUCCUGCUGUUGGUAUUGAUUUGGGCACAACUUACUCGUGUGUUGGGGUAUUUCAACAUGGCAAAGUGGAGAUUAUUGCAAAUGAUCAAGGAAACCGUACCACACCAUCUUAUGUAGCAUUUUCAGACACGGAACGUCUGAUUGGUGAUGCUGCAAAAAAUCAAGUAGCUAUGAAUCCUAAUAACACAGUCUUCGACGCAAAACGCCUGAUUGGACGCAGAUUUGAGGACACUGUUGUACAAGCUGAUAUGAAACAUUGGCCAUUUGAAGUUAUUAGUGAUGGUGGAAAACCAAAGAUUCAAGUGGAAUAUAAAAACGAGACAAAAACCUUCUUCCCUGAAGAGAUUUCUUCCAUGGUGUUGCUCAAGAUGAAGGAGACUGCUGAAGCCUACUUGGGCAAAACUGUUAGCAAUGCUGUUGUUACUGUCCCUGCCUACUUCAAUGACUCGCAGCGUCAGGCCACCAAAGAUGCUGGAACUAUUGCUGGUCUCAAUGUUCUUCGUAUCAUCAAUGAACCUACUGCUGCUGCUAUUGCUUAUGGUUUAGACAAGAAAGUAGGUGGGGAACGCAACGUGCUAAUCUUUGACCUUGGAGGUGGAACUUUUGAUGUCUCCAUCUUAGCUAUUAGAGAUGGCAUAUUUGAAGUUAAAUCAACUGCUGGAGAUACACACUUGGGAGGGGAAGAUUUUGACAACCGUAUGGUGAAUUACUUUGUUGAAGAUUUCAAACGUAAAUACAGGAAGGACAUCGGUACCAACAAGCGUGCUCUACGCCGCCUCCGUACUGCUUGCGAACGUGCCAAGCGUACCUUGUCAUCAUCUGCCCAAGCUAGCAUUGAAAUCGAUUCGCUUUUCGAGGGUAUUGAUUUUUACACAAGCAUCACGAGGGCGCGUUUCGAAGAGUUGAAUGCUGACUUAUUCCGUUCCACCAUGGAGCCUGUUGAAAAGGCCAUCCGCGACGCAAAAAUGGACAAGGCCCAAAUUCAGGAUAUAGUUCUUGUUGGCGGCUCCACUCGUAUUCCGAAAGUCCAGAAGCUGUUGCAAGAUUUCUUCAAUGGGAAAGAACUAAACAAAUCAAUUAAUCCCGAUGAGGCCGUUGCAUAUGGUGCUGCUGUUCAGGCAGCAAUUUUACAGGGAGAUAAAUCUGAGGCUGUUCAAGAUCUUCUCUUACUCGAUGUUGCACCUCUUUCGUUGGGUAUUGAGACCGCCGGAGGUGUUAUGACUGCUUUGAUCAAGCGAAAUACCACCAUCCCUACUAAGCAAACCCAGACGUUCACCACCUACUCUGACAACCAGCCAGGUGUUUUGAUUCAAGUUUAUGAAGGAGAACGUGCCAUGACAAAGGAUAAUAACCUUUUGGGCAAAUUCGAACUCACUGCAAUUCCUCCAGCUCCGCGUGGCGUUCCCCAAAUUGAGGUCACAUUCGACAUUGAUGCAAAUGGUAUUUUGAACGUAUCUGCUGCUGAUAAGUCUACUGGUCGCGAAAAUAAAAUUACCAUCACGAACGACAAGGGGCGUUUGUCGAAAGAAGAAAUUGAGAGAAUGGUAUCCGAUGCUGAGCGCUUCCGAUCUGAAGACGAAAAGCAGCGUGAGUGUGUAUCUGCCAAGAACUCUCUGGAGUCUUACUGCUUUAACAUGAAGUCUACUGUUGAGGAUGAAAAGUUCAAGGACAAACUAUCUGAUGCUGAUAAAACAACCAUCAUGGACAAAUGCAACGAGAUCAUUAAAUGGUUGGACGCAAACCAGCUGGCUGAUAAAGAAGAGUUUGAGCAUAAGCAGAAGGAAAUUGAAAGAGUGUGCAACCCCAUCGUCACCAAGUUGUACCAAGGAGCUGGUGGUGCUCCUCCUGGAUUCGCCGAUGGUGCUGGAGCCGCUCCUGGUGCUCCAGGCGCUGGUUCGGGAUCUGGACCAACUAUCGAGGAAGUUGACUAAGUCCUAAGCUUUUCCAUGAAUACUCGCUUCUUUUUCAAUCGUAAGAGUUUCAUUUUUAAGCUAUUCACUUAACAAAAUACACUAGAUUGAGUGCCCCAGUAA
This is a messenger RNA of Daphnia carinata, 2052 nucleotides long. Its product is annotated as heat shock 70 kDa protein cognate 4-like. The transcript is spliced from 7 exons. The record is from RefSeq and is a predicted model, not a curated record. Bases 7 to 1950 code for a protein of 647 amino acids. Lineage: Eukaryota; Metazoa; Arthropoda; Branchiopoda; Diplostraca; Daphniidae. Gene Ontology annotation, molecular function: ATP-dependent protein folding chaperone; ATP hydrolysis activity; ATP binding. Gene Ontology annotation, cellular component: cytoplasm; cytosol; plasma membrane. Gene Ontology annotation, biological process: vesicle-mediated transport; protein refolding; cellular response to unfolded protein.